Heterobasidion irregulare TC 32-1 is the source of this 780-nucleotide messenger RNA. RefSeq lists its product as uncharacterized. The transcript has 3 exons. NCBI's taxonomy places the organism in Eukaryota, Fungi, Basidiomycota, Agaricomycetes, Russulales, Bondarzewiaceae. The record is from RefSeq and is a predicted model, not a curated record. The annotation marks the transcript as partial.
CACCUUCGCGCGCAGAGCCUGCGCUUGUCUUGUCCUGAGCAUAUUCAUCUUCUUGCCGACGCACUUACAAAAUGGAAUCUUUGCUACCUUCUACUCCAUUGGACCGACUGAUUGCACUCGAUCGGAUAGACCUCCAGGACAAGUACAGGGAGGUGAUCACGAGGAGGCCGAGGGACGUGCCCGCCCUCCUUCGAUCCUUAUACCGCGAAGGGAAGCUCCUUGAUCACAACGCACUGUUGAUGUCAACUUUGGAUACGAUACAUCCUCGUGGAGAUCAGUUGAAAAAACUACUUCUAGGCGGCCUCCACAACGUCUUUGUAGAUAUCUUGACAGACCACGCCGUCUAUGCUACUUUUGAGGGCUGUUUGGGAAGGCUGAUAUUUGGUCUUGCAGAGAUCGUGCUAGCGCUUGUAGGAGAGCUACGAGGUCAGCGCAUGGGAGAAAAUCCGAUCGUUGACCAGCUCCUUACUCGAUCUGCUGAGCUCUGGGGAAUGAUAUGGUCUAAGCGUAGCCUGUUGCAGGGCGAAACCACUAGUGACAGAGACUAUCAGAAAGCCGUCAAAAAUUUGGCUGCCUCUUGGAAUGUGAUGAUGAACCAGAACAACUUCUCAUCCGAAAAUCCUCUCUGCACUCGCUUAGGACACGUUGCGAUCUACUGCUGGCAUCAUCUCCCGCAGCCGACUCUAAGCUCUCGGAACACUCGAGGCAAUGACUUGCUUGCAGUAUUGAUCAGUCAGUUUCUGAGUGGGUGCUCACAGCAAACUCGAGACCAGCUCGUUC